Gallus gallus (chicken) is the source of this 4137-nucleotide messenger RNA. Its product is annotated as olfactory receptor 51G2-like. The record is from RefSeq and is a predicted model, not a curated record. Gene Ontology annotation, biological process: G protein-coupled receptor signaling pathway. NCBI's taxonomy places the organism in Eukaryota, Metazoa, Chordata, Aves, Galliformes, Phasianidae. Gene Ontology annotation, cellular component: membrane. Gene Ontology annotation, molecular function: G protein-coupled receptor activity; olfactory receptor activity.
CUGGGCUGUUCCCCUCUGCAUCCAGGCUCGUAAAGAACCCAGGCUCAUAAGGAACCCAGGCCCGCACCACAGCGCCUGUUGAAUCCCAAUAUCUCUGAGAGUCCUGGAUGUCUGCCAGAGGCUGCUGGAAGGGAGACAGGCAGACAGGCACCAAUGCCUGCACACAGUUGCUUCUUUUCCCUCAUUCUCCAGCAGAGGACGUGCCACGGCAUAGCAUGACCUCCCUUCAUCCUGCAGCCAUGCCCUUCCCCAACAGCUCUGACAUCAACCCAUCCUCCUUCAUCUUGGCCAGUAUCCCAGGGCUGGAGGCUGCCCAUUUCUGGAUGGCGAUCCCUUUGUGCUCCAUGUACAUCAUGGCUGUAGCAGGCAACUGCGCGGUGCUGUUCAUCGUCAAGACAGAGCCCAGCCUGCACGUUCCCAUGUACUUCUUCCUCUGCAUGCUGGCUGCCAUCGACCUGGCCUUGUCCACCUCCACAGUGCCACGUGUCCUCUCCUUCUACUGGUUCAACAUCAGGGAGAUCAGCUUCGGCGCCUGCCUUGUCCAGAUGUUCUUCAUACACACGCUCUCGGCUAUUGAGUCUACCAUCCUCCUGGCCAUGGCUGUGGACCGCUAUGUGGCCAUCUGCCACCCACUGAGACAUGCUGCCAUCCUCACCAAUGCCACAACAGCAAAAAUAGGGCUGGCAGCCAUGAUCAGGGGAGUUCUCUUCUUCCUGCCCUUGCCUUUGCUCCUCCUGCCGCUUCCUUUCUGCAGCUCACGGGUGCUGUCACACUCCUUCUGCCUGCACCAGGACGUGAUGAACCUGGCCUGCGCCAACACCACUCCCAGUGUGGUGUAUGGCCUCACUGCCAUCCUGCUGGUCAUGGGGCUGGACGCCCUCCUCAUCUGCAUCUCCUACCUCCUGAUCCUCAAGGCUGUCUUGCGGCUGGCAUCGUGGAAGGAGAGGCUCAAGGCGUUCAGCACCUGCAUUGCCCAUAUCUGUGUGGUCUUGGCCUUCUAUGUACCACUGAUUGGGCUGUCCGUGGUGCACCGGUUUGGAAGGGACCUCGCCCCGCUUGUCCAUAUCAUCAUGGGGAACAUCUACAUCCUUGUGCCAGCUGUGCUCAACCCCAUCAUCUAUGGGGUGAGGACUAAACAGAUACAGAGGAGGAUCCUGAGUUUCAUUCACAUACACAACAACAGAACUGCCCAGUGACUUGUGCUUGGAUAUUGUGUCCUUUUUCCUCUCAGUGUCUCAACUUGUUUUACACUCAGAGUCCUUGGAGCUGGGGCUGUCCUCUGUGCAGCACUCAGCACAUGGUAGGAGACUCUAAGGUGUUAUCACAGGGUAAAAAGGAAAUAACAGCUGUAAACUCCUUCCAAGAGUGCUUACUUCACCAAAGUUGGAGUGAAUCUACUAUGAUGAUCCAAAUCCAACCCUGAUCCAGCACAUACAGGAAGGAAAAAUGUCUCAGCAAACUAACAACAUCUUGACAUGGCACUUCUUUGUUCCCAUCUCCUCUCCAACAUUUGCACAGCUGCGUGAAUGCCACAGUGGUUUGUGAAUUAUUUAGAUAAUUCAUGGUUUGUGCUUUUGAUGUGCUCACUGUCCAAAAACAUUUUAGCAAAGUUUUUGGCUAAAAUUUAUUUUUAAGUAAAAUAAUUACAGGUGACAUUAAAGGUGCGGAAAUGCACUUUAAAAGUGCUCCACCUCUGUAGUCUUGUUCUGAUCUACUGGGUGUCCAGUUCACACAGCUCUGACCCCUCACAGCUCAGAGUUAUUGACAGAGGUUGUGAAAAUAAUUUCCAUUAAGAAUUAUAUUCUAGAAAACCGGUCUCUCAAGAGAAAAAUUAGGAAGUUGUAAAUGUGAGGGAUAUUCCUCAGCUGAAGGAAUCACUAUUUCCAAGUGGAAGGUGUUUUAUACCUUUGACUUCACAUGUGUAUGGAUUUCCAAAGGAGCUCAAGAUCUCCAUCUUUCAGAUUUUUCUUAUAAUUCCAAGAUAUUCUGCAUUAAAUCAGAACACCUCAUAGCCUUUCCUCUCUGUAGUCUCACAACUCUUCUAUCAGUGGGAAGCUAUAAAACUCUUUUUAUGUGAUGGAAGCCUCCGAGUCUCGGGGCUAAUGAAGAUGUGAAAGAUGAUGCAGAUGAUUUUGUGGUUUGAAGUGCUCUCUACAAUGAAGCAUACUGAUUUAAAGAUGUUCUCAUAUCUUUUCUUUCCCUAAUCCAUUGAAGAUCUUUGUGUACUUUGUCUUUAUAGAAGUGCUUUCUUCUUCGUAAGUAGAAAAAGAUCCAACCAAUCCCUUCUUUUACCUCUUGGUUUAAACUCUUACCUUGUUACUUGCUGGCUAUUUUAAAUUGUGCUCUUCAUCCCCGAGGUAGAUGUGGAGUCUCCUUCCUUGGAGAUCUUCAGAAGCCAUCUGGGCUGCAUUGCCAUGGGCAGGAAUGUGUUUGCUGUUCCCACAGAUCAACUCUGGAGCAGCCCCUGGAAUUCCUCUGGUGAGAGGGCUGGGUGAUCUCUAGCUGGCUGGUUGUAUGCAGGUGAGUAACAGAGAGGAAGUCAUUUGGAUGCAAAACCCUUCAUGUCAGAACAUCUCACAGAUGACCAGAGGUACCAGGUACUUUCAUGAUCUAUGCUCCAUUAGGAGGUCCAGGAGCUCUUGAACAUUGUUAUCUUCAUCAGCAGAAUAUUGUCAAAGAAUCCAUGGGGUAAUUCGGGUUGGAAGGGAGCUCCAAACAUCUCCAGCCCAAACCUCUUAUCAAUGCAGGGGCAGCUUCAGGGUCAGACAAGGUAGCAGAGCUGUUCAUUCGGUCAGGUGCUGAAAGCCUCCAAGGACAGAUGUAGGACAAUAUCUUCGGGCCUCUAUUACAGUUCUUGACUGUCCUUACUGUGAUUUUUUUCCUCUUUUUAUCUGGCUUGACCUUCUCAUUUCAAACCAUGCUUGUGACUCUCAUCCUCUUGCUACACCGCUCUGUGAGAGCCUGGCUUCAUCUUCCCGAUGAUGUUUUUGUGGGUAGUGAAAGGCCACUCAUCUGCUCUUGGGAAGAGUCAAAGCUGUUCUUCUGAAGCUGAACAAGCCUAUUUUCCUCCUCAAGUAUCACUGAUCCAGCCCCGGCCACCCUGCUAUCAGAUGACUAUGCCUUUUUUGUUCUGGGGCCCAAAACUAGAUUUGUUAUCUAGAUGUGGAUUAGCAAGUGCUGGUCCUUGAGGACAUGGCCUAUCACUGUCUGGAAAGGUCAGCUUAGAGCCCAAAACAAUGGACACUGAGAAGAACUAGUAGAGAAGGAGAAAAGAUCAAAACAAAACGCCAGGGGGUGUAAAUCUGCACUGGCUCACAACAUACAUGUGGAACUAUGCUUUACAGUCAGAGAUUCAUAGGGUAAACUUUUAUUUAGCGCUAAAUGGAUCAGGAUACCUGGGGAAAGCCCGCAGAAUUAUGUUUAGCUAUGAAAAAUAGAGUAUUUUGGAAAAGAGCAUAAGAAAAACGGACUAUUUCCAUCAGAGAGAAUGGAAGCAAAGAAAAGCAAGCACACACCCCAGAAGAGCAGAGGUUCAAGAGCUCUCCUCCCUCACUGCUGCCAGGAGUGGGCACACAGAAGCAGCCAUGGUUCGUGUCCAGAGCAGCACACCAGGGAGCCCUGCUCAUCCUUUAAACUUUCAUCAUCAUGUUGCUCCAGGGCCUUCAGGUGACAGAUAAUACACUGGAGUCUGGCGUGUUUUUUUCUCAUUGCUAACUAACACUGGAGUAAAAGGAGUGCCUUUGUAUUUCUGUAGCUUCGGACUCUAUUAAGCACAUUUUCCUAUAAGCUUUACUCCUAAAUUAAAGCACACUUUAUUUCAAAAUAAAUACUUUCAUUUAAGCAAGUGACAAGUAGUUUCUACCUGGGACUUAAAAACAAUUUCAUCCCUUGUCAUUUUUUGUCAGAUUCUGUUUUACUAGAGCUGACGGGCAACACAUUUUCAUAAAAAUGAAAGCAAUCUAUACCUGCCUAAUGUGAUUUGAGAAGUGUGAAUGAAUUUUUCAGAGGCACGCUAUGGCUCCAAACACUUUUCAGGUGGCUGUGACAUUGAGAAAUGGCUCCUGCUCAUUCUCCAUAUGUUCCUUAUUUUGUUUCCUUUUGUACCGAGAGAAAAAUUAAUAAAGUAAAAUGAAUGAA